AUGGCUCCCACGACCAUCCGGGCGAAGAAGCUCGAGGCGGCGCUGCAGGGAGCUGUCUGGAGCCAGGCGGCAGUGAGCAAAGCGCAGGACCAGUUGGCCGAGGAGAUGGCCUUGCCUGAGACCGUCCCUGGAGGCAUGGCGGCCUUCCGACAAACGUUGGCGCUGUCGUACGUCUACAAGUUCUAUGUGGGAGUCUCCUUGGACCUGGCAAAGGCUGUUGAACAGAACGCUUCGUUGCCAGCGGCACCAAAACUUGAACCAGGCGAGGCUUCCGCGGCUAAGAGCUUCGUGGCCGAGGACAGGCCCAUUACGAGCGGAAGUCAGACAUAUGUGGUGCCCAACGGCGGCAUGCAAUCUUCCUCUGUUGCGGGGGAAAAGGACCAUGCGCCGAAAGAAGAUCAGAGCCGUGCGCCGGUGGGCCAGCCUCUCAUGCACCACACGGCGCUGGCCCAAUGCACGGGCGAGGCCAAGUACACGGACGACAUCCCCCAGGUCCCCGGAACGCUGCAUGCUGUUCUCAUCCUCAGCGAGCGCUGCCAUGCGAAGAUCCUGCAGACCUUCCGGCAGAGCAAGCAGGAAACCUCCUACUUGUUCGAGCUUGCCGAACGAGGUCAAUUCGACCGUUUGAGGUCACUGCUGGAAGACUUCCCUCAUUUUUGGCAGGCGGUCGAAGACGAUGGAACCACGCUGCUGCACUGGGCAGCCGUUCGGGAUGAUGCUAAGUUCGUCUCCCAAGCCUUGGCAGUGAAGAUCGCGGUUGACGUGCCGGGCCCGCGCAAUCAGACGCCAUUGAUGUGGGCAGCGGCCGGGGGAGCAGUGUCCGCGAUGCAUGCCCUCAUCACUGCACAAGCGGAUGUGAACGCCAAAGACGAGUCAGGUGCCACGCCGCUUCUGCAUGCUGUGCAACACAAGCAGCACACGUCCCUGCUUCGCUUGGUGGCGGUGGCGGAAAAUGAGACAGAGUUGCCGAGGCUUGUGUCCGUCACUGACAACAAGGGCAGAAAUGGAGCGCAUUGGGCUGCCUACCUCGGGGACCUUUCGUCAUUGAAGCUUCUUAGUCAUUUCGGCGACAACCUCCAUCACCUGGAUGAGAAGAGGAACACCGCCUUGCAUCAAGCCGUGGCUGGCUGCCGGCCAGGCGUGCUGGACUUCCUCGUGAACCGUGGCGUCGAUCCUGAGCUCCAUAAUGCCGAUGGUGCCACCUGUGUAGACCUGGCGAGAGACAACAGCCACGCAGAGACCACCCGCGCUUUGCAGCGGCUGUUGAAGCCGAAAGGCAUCGACGUUCACGAGCUUGCGGAGUCCGGCGCCGCGCCCUUCAAGAAGAAGCAGGAAUCUGGAAGCGCCAAGGAUCCCAUGCAGCUGCUGAAGCAGUAUGGGUUCGGAGUUUUCUGGCUGAUGUGCGUCUCCAUCACUGUUUUCGAGUAUAUCCUGGACUCUCAAAUCCUGGCGGAGCAGUAUUGUCCGGUUUUGGCCAUGAUGUUCGAGUGUGGUGUGUUCGUUUCACUGGUGCUUUUCUUCAGCAUCGUCCUGGGAGAUCCAGGAAAGGUCACCGCGAAGAUCGGCACUCGGCCCAAUGGUCUCGAUGCCUACCUUCGUCUCCUCCGAGAGGGAGUUCCGGUUGAGGCGACUCGACUGUGCACGACAACCUGGCUUCUCAAGGACCUGCGCACCAAGUACGAUAUUUGGAGUGGCGCCUGCAUCCAGGAGUUCGAUCAUUUCUGCAACUUCACCGGCUGCGUCAUAGGUUACUCGUAG
Symbiodinium sp. CCMP2592 is the source of this 1758-nucleotide messenger RNA. The record is from the annotation of a GenBank genome assembly. Lineage: Eukaryota; Dinophyceae; Suessiales; Symbiodiniaceae.